Molecule: messenger RNA, 2735 nt
Organism: Hibiscus syriacus
Lineage: Eukaryota; Viridiplantae; Streptophyta; Magnoliopsida; Malvales; Malvaceae
Exons: 12
Coding region: 183-2636 (817 amino acids)
Source: RefSeq, a predicted model, not a curated record
AUAUCAUAUUUAAAACUGAAAUAGAAAAUAACACAGCCUGAGCCAGUUGGAAACCUAGAUUUUCAACAAUUAACUCUCCAUUCACUUCCAAUAUUGAAGGAUAAGGGGAAAAGUCGUUGCUUUAUUUCAUCUGGGUAUUUAGUGAUUGUCUUUAAAGGGAUUUUUAGUGAUAUUUGAAAAAGAUGAGUGGUGCUCCAAAGAGAUCUCAUGAAGAAGGUGGUGGUCAGCCUUCUUCUGCUUCUAAAUACCCUCAUGAGGAAACUGCUGCUUAUCCUAAAAUGCCUUCGUCUUCUGUUCCCCCCGAGUCCCAUCAUCCUAGCCCUUAUGACAUGGGGCAAGAUGCUAGAAUGCCUAGAAUUCCUAGAACCGAGCUUCGCGAUUCCGGUAGAAGGUCACCUCUACAGCAUGCCAUGUAUAGAAUGCCUUCGUCUGUUGCUUUGAAUGAUUCACACAUGGAUUCUCACCAGGGUUGUUACGAUAGUAGGAUGGAGGUGCGGGAUGCCAAGGAAAACCGAGAGGUUAGGGUCGAGAGUCGAGAACAAAGGGUGGAACCGAGGGAGUUUUUUGCUGAUUCUGUAAAGAGGGAGUAUCCAUCUGGGAAAGGUGAAAGGGAUGUUAGGUUUGAGAGUAGGGGGGACGGGAGUAAAGAAUUGAAACAUGAUAGAGAAAAUUAUAGUGGUCUGAAGGGUGAUUUGAAGGUGGAAAAGGAUCUUUAUGGUGGGGCAAGCAUUAAUGCAAAUUGGAAGGAUUCAAGGGAUUACACUAGAGGAAGAAAAUAUUCAGAACCACCAGGUGGAAACAUAGAUCAAUGGCACAUCCAACGUGCUAAUUCACAAGGAAAUAUUGAAAUUGUAAAGGAAGGUUCUGCUACUGAAGAAAGAGAAAAUGCAGAAGGUCAUGAGGCUGUUGGUGAGAACAAGUUUGAUUCAAAAGGUGACGAUAGAUUUAAGGACAAGGAUAGAAAAAGAAAAGAUGGAAAACACCGGGAUUGGGGAGAUAGAGAUAAAGAAAGAAGUGAUCGUAGGAACAUCAUGCAUUUAGGUAAUAGCAGCGGUGAGGUCAAAGAAUCUGCAAGGGAGGAUAGAGAAGCAGAGAGAUGGGAAAGAGAAAGGAAGGAUUUGAAGGAAAAAGAAAGGUCAAAAGAGAGAGAAAAGGACCACAUUAAGAGAGAACCACUGAAUGGAGCAGCAGAUAAAGAAGGAUCAAGCAAUGACAAGGAUUUGGGAGAUGGAUCUGUCAGAACACAAGAGCAAGAAAAUCAGGUAUCUGAGCAGAAAAAACAAAAAGAAUUGGAGAGCUGGAAAAUUGUUGAUAGAGAAUCUAGAGAUAGGAGAAGAGAAAGGGAUGGUGAAACAGAAGGAGACAGACCUGAGAAGCGCAGCAGGUGCUCUGACAAAGAGUCCGAUGAUGGGUGUGCAGAUGGUGAAGGGGCUACUGAAAGGGAAAAAGAAGGUUUUGGUUCUGGAGUCCAGCAGCGUAAAAGGAUGCUUCGUCCAAGAGGAAGCCCUCAGGUGGCAAACCGCGAUCCUUGUUUAAGGUCUCGACCUCAAGACAAUGAAGGAUCUCAAGGUAAACCUGAAGUGUCUUCUGUCGUUUAUAAAGUUGGUGAAUGCAUGCAAGAGAUACUUAAGUUGUGGAAAGAAUAUAAAGCCUCUCAAGCUGAUAAAAAUGGUGAAAGCCCUCUAAAUGGACCUACCCUUGAAAUUCGAAUACCUUCUGAGCAUGUUACUGCUACAAAUCGUCAGGUCAGAGGUGGCCAGCUUUGGGGGACUGAUAUAUACACAGAUGACUCUGAUCUUGUUGCUGUUCUUAUGCAUACUGGUUACUGCCGUCCAACUGCUUCUCCACCUCCACCAGCUAUCCAAGAGCUACGUGCUACUAUACGUGUGCUACCCCCACAAGAUUGCUACAAUUCUAAACUAAGGAACAAUGUUCGUUCCCGUGCUUGGGGAGCUGGAAUCAGUUGUAGUUACUGUGUUGAGCGAUGCUGCAUUGUUAAGAAAGGAGGCGGAACCAUUGAUUUGGAGCCAUGCCUCACGCAUUCAUCAACAGUGGAGCCCACCCUUGCUCCAGUUGCUGUAGAACGGACAAUUACUACUAGGGCAGCAGCUUCAAAUGCUUUACGACAGCAAAGAUAUGUGCGAGAAGUUACAAUACAGUACAAUCUCUGCAAUGAGCCUUGGAUUAAGUAUAGUAUAAGUAUAGUUGCGGACAAAGGUCUGAAGAAACCCCUUUAUACGUCCGCCCGUUUGAAGAAAGGUGAAGUUCUGUACUUGGAGACACAUUCCAGCAGGUAUGAGCUAUGUUUUACCGGUGAGAAAAUGGUGAAAGCCGGAACGGGUUCUCAAGCACAUGAAACAGAUGCAGAGAAGGCUCAAACUCAGCACUUGCAUUCCUCAAAUGGUGAAAAGAACGAAUCCGAUAACAUCCUCGUAGAUGUUUUCAGAUGGUCUCGCUGUAAGAAGCCCCUUCCCCAGAAAGCGAUGCGUUCGAUCGGAAUUCCCCUGCCACUCGAGCAUGUGGAGGUAUUGGUGGAGAAUAUUGAGUGGGAAGAUGUGCAGUGGUCGCAAACAGGUGUUUGGGUAGCUGGAAAAGAGUACCCACUUGCCCGUGUUCAUUUUCUAUCUUCAAAUUAGAUGUCAAAUUGGGUAUGUUCCCAUGCACAAUUUGUCAUGUUUAUUACUGUAUGAAUGAUGAAACCCAGUGAUUUGAAAUAAUAUGUUUGACCUUCAAAA